AUGAGAACUCUGUGGAUGUGUUCUCUGGCACACUUCGUGUGUUUUGUCAAUGCUAAUUACAACUGUCUCAGUCGGUGGUGUGAUACAUGUCUUCCUGUGAAGGUCCACGAUGCACCUGGGGUAGGUUUCGAUCUGACCCCCUCAUACGGGUGGGUAUACCAUCAGACAGCCGCGGUGCACUACUACAAUGGAACUGUUGUCGAGGCUGCUAAGGUUCUGGGGAGUCCGGAGUACAUCGAACUCAUGGCACGUCUAGCUACCACAUCUGAGCCGCUACUGGACUCAACCCUUGGCUUCACGAGUGAACUUCUAUCACGCUUAGCGGAAUAUAUACUCCCACGCACAUCGUCACCGUGGAGAGACUGGUGGCGUCGACUGAACACAAAGCUCGGUCGACCAGUAAAAGCAGAUGACGUCCAAAUCAUCAGUGAUCUACUCCAACAAUUGAAAAUCUCCACCGAAAAUAGAAUAGCUCAGCCCCUCGAGAGGGUUGCCGUUACAGAUCCCGGCUUCCAUUCGCUUAACUCGGCGACAAUCAGCGCUGCACUUCGAAUGUCAAAUCUACGCACAUGGCUAGGCGACAGCGUGCAUUACCCUUGGCGACUCGUGGAAGGAGAUACUGUCUACGCAGCGAACGGUUAUGGACUAUGCGCCGAUUACUCGGAGUCCUUCCAUUGCACGAACGAAUUUGACGAGUCAUACCAUCCUACCAUCUUCUUUGUUUCCUAUAGCCGCACUCUCUUAUAUGCUAGCAUCGUGGAAGGUGCUACUGCUGAAGCUUUAGCUCCGCUUACCCUUGUUGAGGCACAACUGGUAGAUUACGAGCUUGGGCUAGAUCUUCUCCUUGAGAAAGACCAAGACGCAUUAUGGGACCAUCUGCGUUCACAACUCCAGAUCCUCCCUCGGGAGUUCGGAUAUCCUGUUACGCAUGUCUUUUUAGCUGGUGAGAGUGUAACACACCCUCGCUUCCUGGAUAUCUUCAGGGACGCUAUGUCUAAACUGUCACUCGAAUCUGUCAACAUCAAAUCCGGAAUCGACCCGACUUUCGCAGCGGCUCGUGGGGCGGCACUAUACGCCCGAAGACGUCAAGAGGUGCCGGGCGACUGCAUGGAACGGAGGGAAUGUGAAGAGACGAGGAUGCACGAGCGAUUGCACACUUCCACACGAGAGGAGCUGCGCUAA
This is a messenger RNA of Penicillium concentricum, 1182 nucleotides long. RefSeq lists its product as uncharacterized. The transcript has 2 exons. Lineage: Eukaryota; Fungi; Ascomycota; Eurotiomycetes; Eurotiales; Aspergillaceae. The record is from RefSeq and is a predicted model, not a curated record. The coding region runs from base 1 to 1182 and encodes 393 amino acids.